AUGUCAUCAGUCAAACGCUUGGUUUAUGCAGUCAUUCAUUUCUUGAGAGAGCAGAGUCAGAUGGAUACUUUCACUCAAGAUGAACAAGAAAGCUUGGAAGUUGCAAUUCAGUGUCUGGAGACUGUUUUUAAGAUUAACCUGGAAGAUACUCAUCUUGCACCUUCAGAGCAUUUGAUAGAAAUGUUCACAAAUUCUUUUCACAAGAAUGACAUGCUGCCUCUCUCAGAUUCUUUACCAGAGGAUGUUGAAAAGGCUGACCAACUAAAGGAUGAAGGUAACAAUCACAUGAAAGAAGAAAAUUAUGGUGCUGCGGUGGAUUGUUAUACUAGGGCUAUAGAACUGGAUCCAAACAAUGCAGUCUAUUACUGCAACAGGGCUGCUGCUCAAAGUAAGCUCAACAACUACAUUGAAGCAAUAAAGGAUUGUGAGAGCGCCAUAGCAAUAGAUCCGAAGUACAGCAAAGCAUAUGGGAGAAUGGGGAUGGCUCUGACCUCAGUGAAUAAAUAUGAAGAAGCAGUUACAAGUUACCAAAAAGCACUGGAUCUUGAUCCAGAAAAUGAUUCUUAUAAGUCAAAUUUGAAAAUAGCAGAACAGAAAUUGAGAGAUGUGUCCAGUCCUACUGGAACUGGACUGAGUUUUGACAUGGCAAGCUUGAUAAACAAUCCUGCCUUCAUUAGUAUG
Messenger RNA from Nipponia nippon (crested ibis), 681 nucleotides. The record is from RefSeq and is a predicted model, not a curated record. NCBI's taxonomy places the organism in Eukaryota, Metazoa, Chordata, Aves, Pelecaniformes, Threskiornithidae.